AUGAGCGGUGAGAAUAUUUACAAUGUACUUCAAGAAGGAGCUCCCGUAACAACGGGCCCCUACACCGGUAAUUACGAAAAACAUUUUAAGGAAAGACCAAAACCCGCGUACUCAACCUUUUUCGAGAAGGGGAAGGAAUAUGAUGGCUCACACGUACGCUACUUCAAACAACGUCAUGCAGUUUUUGGUCCGGUGAUCGGUGAUACCGUGGAUCCAAAGAACUUUUUACGAUCCGGGAGAGGUGUCAAGCAUUCUGUGCCUCCUGUGCAACAAAGAAAAAUUUUUACAAAGCCUUUAUUGGAUCACGGAAUUUCAAAGUCCCGUAAUCAGGGGAGGGAACGUGUUGCCGCAAAGCCAAAUAUUCUUUCUGCUGGUGAGGAGGCCGACGAGCUGCGUGACGCGAACGGGUUGGAAGGUGGUUAUGGAAGAAAUGGAGAGAAAAGUGGUGUUCUGACCACCAAGGAAUCUGGAGCACAAUCCGGUGAGGAAAUCUUAGAAGAUCAGGGAAAUAUUGACGGGAAUCACUACAACGGGCCCACUGGCUAUGUGAAAGAAUCAGGAAAUGGUCAAAAUGGAAAUGAGGAAAAGGAUUUUGCCGCUCAUGGCGCCAAUAUAGAUCAAUCUUUACAUUCUGCAAAUGCAGGAGGUUAUUUGGGGGGUAAGGACCUUGUUGACGGCAAAAAGGACUUUACUACAUCAAACAUAAUACAGGUCAGUAAUAUGGUACCCAAGAGAAGAAAAGAUCAACCGGAGAAUCCAACUUCCAGGAAGACAUUUGGACAGGCACCAGGAUACUUGCAUCGCGUGAAGCGAGAAAUUGAUGAGGAAAAGAUGCGCCUUAAAUCGAUUGAAGAAAUGCAACUUCAACAGAAAAUUCAGAAUAUGAAAAAAUUUGUUCAUCGACUGGAUAAAAAGGAACAGUUGCAAUUGUUAGAAAAACUAAGAACAAAGCUGAAUGAAAAAAGUGCAGAGCUGAUUAAGAUGCCCUUUCUCAAGGAUACAUAUACUCAGAUUCUGCGACGGGCUGAAUUAGAGAAAGGAAUCAAACAAAUUGAAGCUUCUAUAGCUAAACUAGACAAAGAUGCUGUGUUUGUUUACAAUGAUGAUCCGAGAUGUAUCCACUGGACGAAGAACGCCGCCCUUGAAGAAGCAACUCUUUUUGCUUCAGAGAGAGAAAAUUGA
This is a messenger RNA of Trypanosoma cruzi, 1182 nucleotides long. RefSeq lists its product as uncharacterized. The record is from RefSeq and is a predicted model, not a curated record. NCBI's taxonomy places the organism in Eukaryota, Euglenozoa, Kinetoplastea, Trypanosomatida, Trypanosomatidae. The transcript has a single exon. The coding region runs from base 1 to 1182 and encodes 393 amino acids. Gene Ontology annotation, molecular function: calmodulin binding.